Panicum hallii is the source of this 2202-nucleotide messenger RNA. RefSeq names its product putative laccase-11. Bases 82 to 1830 code for a protein of 582 amino acids. Gene Ontology annotation, biological process: lignin catabolic process. The record is from RefSeq and is a predicted model, not a curated record. Gene Ontology annotation, cellular component: apoplast. Gene Ontology annotation, molecular function: copper ion binding; hydroquinone:oxygen oxidoreductase activity. Lineage: Eukaryota; Viridiplantae; Streptophyta; Magnoliopsida; Poales; Poaceae. The transcript is spliced from 4 exons.
UCUCCUGCCUCCGUCCGCCGCUGGUCCAACGAUCGAUCGAGCACAAGCUAGCUAGCUAAUCGAUCGAGGUGAGCAGCAGCAAUGGCUGGCGGCCGCCGUCGUCUCCGGUGCCUCUCCCCUGCGUGCCUCUUUCUCGCCGCCGCCGUGGCCCUCCUCGCCAUGCCGGGCCUCGCCGCCGCCCGCACCCGCCGCUACACUUUCAAUGUGACGAUGGCGACGGUGACGCGGCUGUGCGUGACGAAGAGCAUCCCCACGGUGAACGGGCUGUUCCCGGGGCCGAAGGUCGUCGUGCGCGAGGGCGACCGCCUCGUCGUCCAGGUCCACAACAACAUCAACAGCAACGUCACCUUCCACUGGCACGGCAUCCGGCAGCUGCGCAGCGGGUGGGCGGACGGGCCGUCGUACAUCACGCAGUGCCCGAUCCGACCGGGGCAGAGCUACGCCUACGACUUCCGCGUCGUGGGGCAGCGCGGCACGCUGUGGUGGCACGCCCACUUCUCCUGGCUCCGCGCCACGCUCUACGGCCCGCUCGUCAUCCUCCCGCCGCGCGGCGUCCCCUACCCGUUCCCCAAGCCCGACAGGGAGGUCCCCCUCAUGCUCGGCGAGUGGUUCAACGCCGACCCGGAGGCGGUGAUCAAGCAGGCGCUGCGGACCGGCGGGGGCCCCAACGUCUCCGACGCUUACACCUUCAACGGCCUGCCGGGCCCGACCUACAACUGCUCGGCGGCCGCCGGCGACACGUUCCGGCUGAGGGUGCGGCCGGGGCGGACGUACAUGCUGCGCCUCGUCAACGCGGCGCUCAACGACGAGCUCUUCUUCGCGGUGGCCAACCACACGCUCACGGUGGUGGGGGCGGACGCCAGCUACGUCAAGCCCUUCGCGGCCACCACGCUGGUCAUCUCCCCGGGGCAGACCAUGGACGUGCUCCUCGCCGCGGCCGCCGCCAGCCCGCCCGCGCCCGCCUACGCCAUCGCCGUCGCGCCCUACACCAACACCGUCGGCACGUUCGACAACACCACCGCCGUCGCCGCCCUCGAGUACGCGCCGUUGCAGGGCGCCGCCGCGCUCCUGGCCCUCCCCCCACCGGCGCUCCCGCUGUACAACGACACCAGCGCCGUGGCCAACUUCUCGGCCAAGUUCCGGAGCCUCGCGAGCGCGCGGUACCCGGCGCGGGUGCCGCGGUCGGUGGACCGCAAGUUCUUCUUCGCCGUGGGGCUGGGCGCGGACCCGUGCCGGAGCCGGGUGAACGGGACGUGCCAGGGCCCCAACGGCACCAGGUUCGCGGCGUCCAUGAACAACGUGUCCUUCACCAUGCCCAGGACCUCCCUCCUCCAGGCGCACUACCAGCGGCGGUACGGCGGCGUGCUGACGGCCAACUUCCCCGCGGCGCCGCCGGUGCCGUUCAACUACACCGGGGCGCCGCCCAACAACACGUUCGUGAUGCACGGCACUAGGGUGGUGCCGCUCCGCUUCAACACCAGCGUCGAGGUGGUGCUGCAGGACACCAGCAUCCUGGGCGCCGAGAGCCACCCCCUGCACCUCCACGGCUACGACUUCUUCGUCGUCGGCCAGGGGUUCGGGAACUACGACGCCGCCAACGACACCGCCAGGUACAACCUCGUCGACCCCGUGCAGCGGAACACCGUCAGCGUGCCCACCGCCGGCUGGGUCGCCAUCCGCUUCGUCGCUGACAACCCCGGUGUCUGGAUCAUGCAUUGCCACUUGGACGUCCACUUGAGCUGGGGCCUGGCCAUGGCGUGGCUCGUCAACGACGGGCCGCUGCCGAACCAGAAGCUACCGCCUCCGCCGUCCGAUAUCCCCAAGUGCUGAUGAUACGCUCUCUGCAACAUUGAUCUGCGGCGGUUUUGAUCAGUGCAAGUGUGCAACGCACGCACGCAUAUACGCAAAUUCGUUUUUGGCGGUCGAGGUCUCGACUCUCGAGGAGCAGACUCGCUCAAUCAAUUGGCCUGAUUUUGUUGCUGAUGCAGUGUCCUCGGAGACAAGCAAGACAGAUGUAAAAAGUCCAUUGGAUGGCGCUGUUGUGUGAUUCUUGUUGCUAUUCUUUUUUUUUAAGUUGCUUGUUGCUAUUCUUUGGUUCCACUUUUCGUUUUCGUUUUUCAUGCUGGGCAUUGUUGUUAGCGUGUACAGUGUAUCUAUGGUAUAAUGUGUCCAUCGGAGCAGCUAAAGAUUCUUUUUACCAUC